This is a messenger RNA of Terrapene triunguis (Three-toed box turtle), 2025 nucleotides long. Its product is annotated as glycine dehydrogenase (decarboxylating), mitochondrial-like. The coding region runs from base 65 to 436 and encodes 123 amino acids. Gene Ontology annotation, cellular component: glycine cleavage complex; mitochondrion. The transcript is spliced from 2 exons. Gene Ontology annotation, molecular function: glycine dehydrogenase (decarboxylating) activity; glycine binding; pyridoxal phosphate binding. Gene Ontology annotation, biological process: glycine decarboxylation via glycine cleavage system. NCBI's taxonomy places the organism in Eukaryota, Metazoa, Chordata, Testudines, Emydidae. The record is from RefSeq and is a predicted model, not a curated record.
GUCUCCCCACAAAGUGCCCGGCAGGUGCGGCGGCCGGGCGGAGUUGGCCGGGCGCGGCGGCGGCAUGCAGACCUGUGCCCGCUGGUGGGGGCGGCUCGUGGGCCGGGGGGCCGCUCUGCACCUGCCCCCGGGCGGCGCCCUGGCGGGGAAGAAGCCGCCGGGCAGAUGGGGAUGGCGGGGUCAGCAGAGCGCGGCGGCGGGGGGCAGCGCCCCCAACACCAGCGCCGCCGCCUCGCGGUCCUCCCGGUACAUCGAGCAGCUCCUGCCCCGGCACGACGACUUCUCCGAGCGGCAUAUCGGGCCCCGGGACAAAGAGAAGCGGGAAAUGCUGCAAACUGUGGGUCUGGCGAGUAUCGAUGAGCUGAUGGAUAAAACCGUUCCUGCCAGCAUCCGCCUGAGAAGGCCCCUGAAGAUGGAUGACCAAAUUUGUAAGUGACCGUUUCACGCUGGACGCCAGUAGGAGCUUUGUGUAAAAUCUCCCCCCUCCUUGCCGCUCUUGUUUCUAGUCUAAUUAAUCAGCAUUACAAUAGCUCAGCGGAGGAGUUACAGUUUUGCUUUUCUUUAUCCCAGUAAUUAGUCUGAUGACUAAAAUUGUGUAAAAACUGUAACAAAAAACCUACCUAUUUCCACUAAAAUGCAACAGGACUUAACACAAAGAAGCAAGAAUAAACGUACCAGUGCUAUACUGUAUUGCUCUUCAAUCUGUGAUGUUGUGCCUAGUUGUAGCAGUAUGUUGGUUGCAUAAAGGUACCUGUUGUUCUCACAUUUGAAACAAAUAAGAAAACUUUUAUGGCAGGAUGAGACUACCUCAUUCCAGGCUGAAUCCUGUGUUUUGAGUUAACUGAAGUGCAAUAAUCCUUGGCAUGCCCUGAAAGCACUGUGAUAUGGAUUAAAAAUUGCUGUUCAUAAAUCUGAGUCACCCUAGCACAAGUUGUUACCUCCUAUGCUGAGUGACACUUUGAGACCUGUUGCUCAGAAUUUACAUCUUUAAAUAAAAUACCAAAAAAGACUAGGAGGCGUCUACCAUACAUAAAAUAACUAUUUAUAUUUGGAAGUUUAGUCUGAUUUUUUUUUUUGAGAUUGAUCCCAGUGUAUGAAUCAAUGAUGUGCAUACAUUUUUAAAACUGGAAUCGGAAUUCAGCACAUCAUGAGAAACAAAGGUGUUCCUUUUGUAUUUUAAUAAAUGUAGAACCCAUUUUGAUGAAAACCCGUUUGCAGAAUUUCAACCCAGCAGAAUUUUUUUUUCUAGUUGAAUUAGUCAUCUGAAAAUGGUAUUUAACUUGGAUAUAGAGGUUACUUUUAAUAGUAGCCUAAAACUCAACUAUAAUAGUACUAAUGGGCACUAGUAUAAUUCAGCAAAUUACUAUUGUCAUAAAUCAAAGCUUACAGGUGCUGUUAGUAUAAUGGGGGAACUUGUGGAUUUCAAGUCCUUACAACUAAGGAGGUCUCCAAUCUUUAAUUAGAGGGAACAUUUUUAAAAAUAUACAAUUACAUUAGUACAGAAAGACCAUAAUAAAUGUUUGCCAAUAUCUUCCUGGAAAACACACUGGUGCCAAAAAAAACGUUUUAAAAGUCGUAUUGACUAAAUAAUUGCACUAAAACAUAAAGCUUAAGAGCUGCCCAGCAUCUUGAAAAUCACUACAUCAGUAUCACCUUUUAGCUUAUGUGUUUAACAUAUUAGCAAGUAGGAUAAUUUAUUUUGAUUCCUCUUGCUCCCCUUUAAUAUUGCUCAUCAGCAAAUUGUAAUUUAAGUGUAAACUUUAGGCCCUGCAGCUUCUGUAAGGUUCCUGGCCAGUUCAAUCUGGUUAGUUUGAGAUGACAUCACAGAACAGAAGCAGCAGCCAGAAUGGCCAGGAAAGCUAUAGCCUGAAAAGACUACUUCUAGCCAGGAAUUACACAAUAUGAUGAAAAGUCUGUUAUUUCAAAGAUUUUAUUUAAAUCUUUGAUGCAUUGGUGUAUUUUAUUUUUAAAUAAUUUUUACCCACCUCUCAAAAAGAGUGGGUGAUCUUAAACUCCUCCUCACUA